AUCAUAAUAAAGAAAACCCAAAGAAGCUCACAUCGAACUAUCCUGGAAAUGAACUCUCUCUCUCUUUAAUUUCCUUUCUACUUUCUCUCUAUAUAUAAUAUUAUUCUCAACCAAACCCUCAAUACUGAUGCAAAAAAAAAAAAAAAGAAGAACUAAACAAAACAAUAUACAACUCUCUCCCUAAAUAUAACUAAUAGUUAAUGGAGAACAUAUUAAGAAGAUCUAAAGACGCCAUUUUGGGCAACCUCAGAGGGCGGAGGAGUAAGACCACCGUAGAUGGGCGGUGCAAGAAGCACCCGAAACACCAACAGUCACCGGGCGUUUGCUCACUUUGCUUAAGUGAAAAACUGUCCCAGAUAAACCAUAUGAACCCCACCUCAUCAUCUCGUAGAACAUCCACCACCACCGGCUUUGGCUCUGCCUCUUCAACGACAUCUUCUUUGUCGUCGUAUUACUCCUCCGAGGAUGACGAUGAUGAUGAUGAUGAAGACUCACAAUGCUCAUCUCCCAUGCAAAAUUGUAGUACUACUAAAAAUAAUAAUUACGUGCUUAAGAAGAGCAGAUCGUUGGCUUUUGUUUCAAGAAAUAAAGAGGUACGUAGUAGUAAUGUUGCUACUACUCACGAUCAUCAUGAUGAUGAGAAGAGAGGGUUUUGGUCAAAGUUGAUUCAAUAUCCAAAGGUUAUUAAUUAUAAUAAAAAGCCAUCGAUGAGUAGUAGUCAUCGUGAUCAUCAAGCUCAAGCUCCUAAAUUCAUGCAUUCCAGAACAGUUGGAGAAAGAUCAUCGUUACAUCAAAUGGUGUAUUGAUCAUGAAUUCAUGAAAAAGAGAUUGUCAUGAUUAUCAUGAUUUAGUGUUAUUCCUUUCAAUUUUUUUUUUAAUUUUCUGUUAAUAAUGUUUUGAUUUUGUUUAAAGUUCAGUAUACAUAUAUUGUAAUUUAAAAAAUCAUGCAUAUAUAUAUACAGAUUGAGAUUAAUUAAGAAGGUAAUAA
Cannabis sativa is the source of this 988-nucleotide messenger RNA. RefSeq names its product suppressor protein SRP40-like. The transcript has a single exon. NCBI's taxonomy places the organism in Eukaryota, Viridiplantae, Streptophyta, Magnoliopsida, Rosales, Cannabaceae. The record is from RefSeq and is a predicted model, not a curated record. The coding region runs from base 201 to 806 and encodes 201 amino acids.